This is a messenger RNA of Acanthopagrus latus (yellowfin seabream), 1605 nucleotides long. RefSeq lists its product as uncharacterized. NCBI's taxonomy places the organism in Eukaryota, Metazoa, Chordata, Actinopteri, Spariformes, Sparidae. The transcript has 10 exons. Bases 4 to 987 code for a protein of 327 amino acids. The record is from RefSeq and is a predicted model, not a curated record.
CAGAUGCAAACACUGCUAGACUACAAGAGCACAAGACAUCUGAUUGCAUGUUUCAAAGCAGCAGGAACCAGAAAACACGGAACAACAAUGAUGAUCUCAGUCCGCUUCACAUUGCUCUUUUUUUGGGUGACACAAGAUUUUGCGAGCUGUGUUCAUAUCAACGUGCCUGUUGAUGUCUUGACCGUAGCAUUAGGGGACUCUCUCACGUUAAACUGCACCUACAACUGCUCCAGUGGAUUUGUCCGUGGAUUUUGGAGCAAGACAUCGGAAAACUCUGGCUGUCGAGGGAUAAAGGAAAAAAAAUGCACCUUUUGCACGGCGUCUCUUCAUCUUUCAAAUGUGACCGCAGAGGAUCUGAAGAACUACACCUGCUACACAGAAGCUACAGACGAUGUUCAACUUCCGAAGAAAAUCGAGCGUGUUGUUCUCUUGCAACUUCCAGGUCAAACACAUGCCCCAAACUGGACCCUUUCCCCAAAGACUGAAACUACAAAUGCAUCUUUUCCCACUAAGCCAAAAUACUCAAAUGGAGAGCUGACUGGAAUUAAGGUUUUAGCAGCAGUCAGCGUCACUGUGGCCACGGUGCUCACAGCGUUGGCUGUUUUUCUGUGUCUGAACCGGAACAAACUGAGCUGGAAUUGCAAAGGGGAGCCAGUUGUGUCCAGGUCAGGAUCCCCGCUGCCUCCUCAUUCUGUCCACUCACCAGUGAACGGACUGCUGUCAACACAAAGUGACAGGGUGACUCUGAGGAUUCCUACACCAGAUAACGAGAGCGACACCGAAGUUCCUUACGCUGACAUAAUGAUCACAGUCCGCGGUGUAAGCACACCAGAGCUCAAUCAGGUCGGCUACACUCCUGGGGAUCAAAAAGAGUGGUCUCACCUGCAGGCCUCACGGUCUGCUGACAGGCUGCACAUACCCCACCCCAGAGAGGUCAGCCGCAAGAUGAGCACCAACUCUGAGUACGCAGUCAUCACAUAUGCCUGACUGAGGUCGCUGCUGCUGCUGGAGGAGGAGGAUAACAAACGUCUGAAUGUGUGUUUUACAUGCUAAUGCACGUUAACUGUAUAUACAUGUAACGCUUUUUUACACGUAUGCUACUUAACAAUAUUCUUUGUUUUGUGUUCUGUGUUUAUUAUGACGAAACCGCAUCCAUUACAAAUAAAGCCGUUCUGCCUUGUGAGUUUUACGAUGUUUGAGCCUUGUCAGUGUCCGUAGUUAGAACCGUUGCCUAGGAACAGCUAUCAACAAGUGGUUAGCCAGCUAGCUGUAGCAUUCAAAAACUAAAGGUGGAUACGGACUGCAGUUAAUUCAGGUAACAGGUGUGACUACUAACUUGUGUUCUGACAUUUUCUUAAUCGCUGUGAGUGUAUCUAUUAAGCACUUUGAUUGUUUUGAGACGACAUCCUCGCCGCUUAACUACAAAUGUAAAGUUAAAGCCAGUCUGUCUGUAUGAAGUGCCCAGUGUUAGCUAGCGUCUCUGCACUUCUACGCCACACAUCAAGAAGAAAGUACAAGACAAAGCAAAAAACUCGACUUCUCUUGGUCAGAUUUCCCCCGCUGUCACUGUAGAUAUAUAUAUUUGUAAAAAAAAAAAAAAAAAAA